AUGAAUGCACCUAAAGCCAUUCCUUUCAUAAAAUAUCUCAACAAUCAAUUUCAAAUUGAUCCUUAAGCUGAAUAGUUUCUAACCUCUUUAGGCUCAGAAAAAUUAGGAGUUGUUUCGAUUGUAGGAAAAUAUAGAACCGGCAAAAGUUUCUUUGUUAAUCGAGUUCUUCUGAAUUAAUAAGCAGGAGGUUUUUCAGUAGGUCCUACAAUAAAUCCAUGUACCAAAGGUUUAUGGAUAUGGAGUCAAACAAUCAAAGCAUAAAAUGCUGAAUAUCCAGACAUGAAGGCCAUUAUAAUAGAUACAGAAGGUUUUGGAGGUAUGGAUGAGAAUGUUAAUCAUGAUACAAGAAUAUUCUUAUUCAGUCUUCUAUUGAGUAGUUACUUUAUUUACAAUUCUGUUGGUAAUAUAGAUGAAAAUGCUUUAAACACUUUGAAUUUGAUAGUAAAUCUUGCAAAGGUAAUUAUAAUAUAAUAAGAAUUAGGAUAUUUAAUAAAAUAAUGAGAAUACUUUUCCUUAAUUUUUAUGGAUAGUAAGAGAUUUUGCUCUUUAAAUGGUAGAUUAAUAGGGGAAUUCAAUAAAUCCAAAAUAAUAUCUUGAAAAUGCUUUAGAAUUACAGAAAGGAUUAUCUGAUUCAGUGGAGUAGAAGAAUCGAAUAAGAAGGAUGAUAAAGCAUUUUUUUAGAGAACGUGAUUGUAUGACAAUGGUAAGGCCAGUGGAGAGAGAGGAAGAUUUAUAGAAAUUGGAUUCUUUACAUGAGAAUAAUUUUAGAGGGGAAUUUGUAUAGUAAUUGAAAGAAGCGAGAUCUAAAAUAUUUAAAAGAGUUAGACCUAAAUCUGUUUAAGGAAGUAUGGUGAAUGGAAUAUAAUUAUUAUAAUUGGCAAAGGCAUAUGUUGAUUUGAUAAAUGGAGGUAAGGUUCCAAAUGUUGAAUCUGCAUGGGGUUAUGUAUGUAAGGCAGAAGGAGAGAGAGCACUUAGAGAAUGUUUAAACUUGGCUGAAUAAUAAAUUGAUAAACUUAAAACUUAGGUUAUAUAAGAUUUACCUAAUGUAAAAUAGUAAUUACUUGAAUAGCUUAAAAAGUAAUUCAAAUUAAAAGCUAUUGGAUCUGAUGAUGAUCUUAAAAUAUUUACAGAAAAGUUAUCAGAAUAAUUUGAAGAAAAAUUUAAAGAACUUAAAUAAAGUAAUAAAAGAAAUCUCAAAGUAAUUAAUAUUUUCAUUUUAUUAUUUAGACUCAUUAAUCCAAAGUGUUAUAACCUCAUAUUGAAAAUAUUUUAGAAAAAUUAAAAAAUGAUCAAUUCUAAAACUAUUAUGAAUUAUAAUCAGAAAUGUUUAAAAUUAGAGAUUAAUUUUAAAAAGAUGUUGGUAGAAAUCAAUAAGUUUCAUAAUUAUUUGACGAAAUGAGUUUAUAAAUAUAUUAGUAAGCAGCUGAAAAACUAACCAGAAAGGCAUCUUAAUAAACUAAUUAAGAGAAUAAAUAAUUGCAAUAUAAAUUACAGAAUUUAGAAAAAGAAUUAAAGGUUUUAUAAGAUGAAAAAAAUCAAUUAGAAUUAUAAGCUAGUAGUAAAUUAGAAAAACUUAGUAAAGAAAAUGAAUUGUUAUCAAAGAGUGAAUUACAACUUAAAACUUAAUUCUAAUAAAUUCAAUAAUAAACACAACAAGUUUAAUAAUAAAGUUAAAAUCAAAUACAAUAGCAUGACAAAUAAUUAGCUUUAAUUAGUUAAGAAAAUGCAUUUCUUUAAAAAGAAAUCUAAACUUUAAAUGAACGUACUUCUCAAUUAGAUAAUGAAAAUAAAAAGCUAAGAUAAGAAUUGAUUACCUAAAAAGCUACUAAUGAAUAGUUAUAAUAAAAGUGUCAUUCUUUAGAUUAUGGUAGGGCACAAGAAAUAUAAAAGUUAUAAUUGGAAUUCGAAAAAAAAAUAUAAGAAUUGAAUAAUGAUAUUGAUUAAAAGAAAUAAACAGCUAGAUAAUAAAGUGAGUGGAUGGUAGAAAAAUCUUAUUUGGAAAAUUAAGUUACAUUUUUAAAAAGUUAAUUAGAUGAAAAUAAAAGAUUACAUGAUGCUCUUUUGAUUGCCUUAUAAUGUAUAUAUUUUUAUCUUAUUUCAAGCUUAAAAUAAUCCAUCUAAUGAUUAUUAAGAGUCUACUCUUGAACUUUUAGAAACCAAUAGAAAUCUCUCAGCUGCUAUGGAUAAAAUGGAAAUGAGAUGCAAAUAGUUAGAAGAGAAAGUUACUAAACUUAAAAAGUUUAAAAAGAUAUUCAAAAAUAGUUCUAGCAUUGUUUGUUUACAUUGUAAUAGAUAAUAUUAAAGUAAUGGAUUUAGUUAACAUUUAUCAACAUGUAUUGAUAAUAAUUCUUGUAAUCCAAUAGUUUAAGGUUAAUCAUAACAAUAAUAAUAACAAUAAUAAUAAUAACAAUAAUAAUAAUAAUAAUAAUAAUAAUAAUAAUAAUAAUAAUAAUAAUAAAAUUAACCAAACUUACAAACACACAAUUAAUCUCUUAGUCAUCCACUUCCACCUCCAAUUGAUUUAAGUCAAUUAUAAAUAUCAAUUAAUUAAACUAUGGUAAGAGAAACCCCUGAUAAUAAACCUUAUACUGAAUAUAUGAUUAGAGUUCAAUAUAAUUUAAAGAAAUGGACCAUUUCUAGAAGAUACAAGAAUUUCUGUGAAUUACAUUAAGCAAUUAUCCAAUAGUAUCCUAAUAUGAAAAUGCCAGAAUCAAGUUCAGCUAUAAUCAAUACUGCUGAUAUAGGCAGCGUAUUUAAUGCUAAGAGACCAACAGUAAUUGAAGAUAGAAGAAGAGCUUUAUAAUCCUAUAUUAGAGAUCUAGCAAAAUUAGAUCCAGUAAGAAAUUGUGCUGCUUAUCGUAAAUUCUUAGAAUUAGAUACUAUUGAUUAAGUUGAAUAACCAAGUAGAAGUAUGUCUUAAAGUAAUUAAUUAAAUUCAUUUUAGUGGGAUCACCUAAGAAUGAAGGACUAUAAUCUUCAAGAGAUUAUGGAAGAGAUUCUUUAUCAGUAAUGCCUAAACCUUUCUGGAAGUAGUCAACAUAAUAAAUUGCUAUUGGUGCCUCUACUUCAAGAGAGUAGAAAUAUGAAGAACUUCCAUCCUAGAACAAUUAUCUUAGAUAGAAAGAAAAUUAACCGACAUCCUCUACUUCUAAUUUAAAUACUAAAAUUGAUAGAAAAUUGUUACCCUAAUCACCUCAAUCAUUCCUCAAGGCAUUUUAGAAACAAUAAGAAAGUAUAUAAUUCAUAUUAUAAUUACAAGCUUCUAAAGUAUAUAGAAUGCAUCAUUAACAUUCAUUAUUAGAAAUAUCAGGAGACAUAUAAUGA
Molecule: messenger RNA, 3324 nt
Organism: Paramecium sonneborni
Lineage: Eukaryota; Ciliophora; Oligohymenophorea; Peniculida; Parameciidae
Source: the annotation of a GenBank genome assembly